GAUGGAGAGAACGAAACUCCGCUAUUUCUAGCGGCUAGAAACAACUACAAAUCGCUGUUUCGCCACCUUCUUACCUCCGGUGCUAACCCGAGAAUUAAAAACCUCAGAGAAGAAUCUGUGCUUUAUGUCGCGGCCACAUCAGGUAGCGACAGUAUCCUCCAGAUGCUUUUGGAAAACGAACCCGAACUCGAAGGAGUCGACAAGCUUAGCCUCACGGUAUUAUACCAUGCGUACAUUAGGCACAACAAUCGGGCGGCCGAACUACUACUGCGGCACGGUGCUAAUGCUAAUUCUAGACAUUCAAACCUACCAAUAGCGCUUCACAUAGCGGCUAGAUCAGGAAACGAAAGUAUUGUACGACUUUUGCUUGAUUAUAAAGCGGAUCCGGAUGUAGUGGACGAAUACGGGAGUACCCCUCUACACUAUGCAGCUUACAUGCUCGAUUUGGAAAAACUGAACUUUAUGAGGUCUCGUGACCUCACCGCUUUGAUAGGUUACCUCCAUGCAACAAUGAAUUCUUCACAAGAGAUCUAUUCGCUCUUAACAGCCCAUGGUGCUGAUGAGAACUCGAAAGACAGGAAG
This is a messenger RNA of Cladophialophora psammophila CBS 110553, 582 nucleotides long. RefSeq lists its product as uncharacterized. The record is from RefSeq and is a predicted model, not a curated record. The annotation marks the transcript as partial. NCBI's taxonomy places the organism in Eukaryota, Fungi, Ascomycota, Eurotiomycetes, Chaetothyriales, Herpotrichiellaceae. The transcript has a single exon. Gene Ontology annotation, molecular function: protein binding.